This is a messenger RNA of Hyaloperonospora brassicae, 852 nucleotides long. The record is from the annotation of a GenBank genome assembly. NCBI's taxonomy places the organism in Eukaryota, Oomycota, Peronosporomycetes, Peronosporales, Peronosporaceae.
AUGGCUACACAGUUGUCCGCAGACGACGGCAUGGAGACCGAAGCGAAGCGGCGUCUCGGGCCGCACGUGCAGCGCCGCGGCGACGGCUUCACCGAGGCCGAGUCCAUGGGCAUGCUGCAGCUCGUGCGCAGCCACUGGCGCGAAGGGUGGGACGUGGUGGCGCAGCUGCACAACCAGCAGUUCUCCAAGCACAACCGAUCGGCUGACUCGCUCAAGAAAAAGUUCUCGCGGCUGUACCGGUCCAACGUCCCAUUGCGUGGCGCUAAGAACUACCAGGCGAUUGCGUUUGCCCACGUUGUGCACAAGGAGAUGGUCGAGGGGGUCGCGCCGGCUCCGGAUGCGGCGGCGGCGGCUGUCUCGAGCGUUCCGGACGAGCAGACGGAGCAGAGCGAGAGCGCGUUUCAGCCACCACAGGACCACGAGCGCUUACAGGACGGAGGAGGCACUGAGCCAGAGAAAAUCUGGACGGACACACCGUUGGAGACCCCCCUGCAGCAGCGACUGGCGCCAACGGCUGUGUUUGCAGCGGAUGCACAUCCGUUGCCGAGUGACGACUUGCUCACGUCCGUGCUGAAAGUCAUUUUGCGCUCGCAAUAUCAACGUGACUUGGACCGGGAAGAAGAACGCAUUCGUCGGGCAGAGGAGCGACAACGGCGUCGGGAAGAGGCCGAGCAGCGGAGACAGGAGGAAGAGCAGCGACGCGAUGAAGAACGUGAAGAGCGGCGUCGACGCAGCGAAGAGCGCGCCGAGGAGCGAGACGAAAACCGCCGCCGACACGAGCAGUUUAUGCAGAUGAUGAUGCUGCUCGUGAGCAAGAAGGAUGCGGACGAGCAGCGAAACAACGAGUGUUAA